AUGAAGAGGAACUGGUCUGUGAAGCCUGACUCCUCUGGGCUUCCAGAAGCACCCACCAGGCUACUCUAUUCUUCUUGCUCCGCGGAGAGGACUCUACAGUGCAGCUGUUCCUUCCGUGGGAUCCCCACACCCUCCGUGCAGUGGUGGAUGGAAGGUUCUCUUGUGGAUGAGAACAACACAGUUGGCGACCUCCAGGUGACUUCCACCAUAAUUGCCCCCUGGGCCAACAGCACCAUCAGCUUGGCGGAGAAGCCAAAAAUGAGCAUGAAGCUUCUCUGUAAGGGGAAGAACCAAAAUGGAACCCAGGCUUUGAGCAUCCUACUGAUACCAAGAAAGAGUCCUUCAUCCAGCAAGACCUUCAUUAAUGGGAUGAUCCAGGGCAUUGUCUACGGAGCCAUUGCAACUGCAUUGAUGUUCCUCUGCCUCUCCCCACUCAUAAUGAAAUAUAUCAGAAUGAAGCUGACAAAGGAAGUUGCAGCAAUCAAAGCAGAAAACAACCCUACAGUCAGACCAAGCCAAGAAGCCAAGAUGCCUCUGAAGCCUAAAGAGCCAGAAAAAUCCACAAUCAGCCCAUCUUCAGAGAACCAAAUAUUGCAUCCCUUACCCUAAACUUCCAGAAAAAGGAAAAUAAACUGGAACUGAUGACACCUGUGAAGACUACAUGCCUACCUGGAGUCCCCACUGUCCAUGGAAUUAUCACAGUCUACAGAAUUCUCAGCAGCCCCAGAAACCCUGGAGUCUAUGACAAUCCCAAAGAUCCCUAAAGCCCCACCUGUCCCUCACACUGGUUCUCCAUUGAAUAGGGUUACUUUGGGACCUGGUCUUAGAACAUUUGACAGCAAACUCUAUGAUUUGCUGUUCAGGUUAACUAGAAGAAAUAUUCUCUGGCCUGGGAUGGUGUCAAAGGAAGGGAAAAUUAAUGUGAGACCAUGGUCCACCGAAAAGUAGCUUUUGAGCCCCUACUGUAUGCCCAGAACCUACUGUAUGCUCAGGCUUUAGACCCAUCAUACAUGGAUUGAAUACCAACUUCAGGGCUUAGUGGCUAUAUGUCUUUGGAUAAGACCUUUCACCACUGCCCUGAGAGAUACAUGGGUAGAGAGUGAGUGAAAGGUGGUGUCCAGAGGUAGAGGUGGAGAAAAGACACAAAGUGAGUCCAAGGGCCUAGAUGGAGUCUAUGCACUGGAGCUUAGAUGGAAGGCUGAGUUCCUGAGGUCGCUGAAUGCUAAGAUAAGGCAUUGGAGCUUUAUCUGGUAGGAUCUUAAUCCUGACUCCCUUAGAAUGUAAGUUCCACAAGAACAGGGAUUUUGUCUUGUUUUCUGCUUGUACCAGCAGCACCUAGAAUGGUUCCUAA
Messenger RNA from Lontra canadensis (Northern American river otter), 1351 nucleotides. It is a transcript of the gene SIGLECL1, whose product is annotated as SIGLEC family like 1. Gene Ontology annotation, cellular component: plasma membrane. NCBI's taxonomy places the organism in Eukaryota, Metazoa, Chordata, Mammalia, Carnivora, Mustelidae. The transcript is spliced from 5 exons. The record is from RefSeq and is a predicted model, not a curated record. Gene Ontology annotation, biological process: cell adhesion. The coding region runs from base 1 to 609 and encodes 202 amino acids. Gene Ontology annotation, molecular function: sialic acid binding.